Molecule: messenger RNA, 1670 nt
Organism: Ricinus communis (castor bean)
Lineage: Eukaryota; Viridiplantae; Streptophyta; Magnoliopsida; Malpighiales; Euphorbiaceae
Product: metal tolerance protein 9
Exons: 6
Coding region: 219-1430 (403 amino acids)
Biological process (GO): transmembrane transport; monoatomic cation transport
Cellular component (GO): membrane
Molecular function (GO): monoatomic cation transmembrane transporter activity
Source: RefSeq, a predicted model, not a curated record
AUUCCUUUCAGACAAUAUGCUUAAACCACAUAGAGUCAACUCCAAUGAGGCAUGAAACGUGUCACUAAUUUUUUAAAAUCAACAGCAGCAGACUCCUACUUUGGGAAGUUAAUCAAACAUUAAGCAUGCAUGCUUUUCCCAAUCUCUGUUAUAUAAAACAAAGGAAUCUAUAAAGUGUCUGUACAUAUUUCUUUUUGUUUUGUUUUGUUUGUGGCAAAAUGGCCAAAAGUCCUCGAACAGAUUCCUUUGAUUAUCGAACGGAGCUUCUAUCACCUGCGCUACCAGGAGAGAAAUAUGGGGUGGUGACGAGUGAACAACCGUCGUGGCAACUCAAUAUGGACAAAUUUCAGUUGCCGGAGAAACCCAUCCUUUCUCAUUUUGGGUUCCGAUGUUUUCUCAAGGCACUAUGGAGACAGAAAAAAAUAGCAGAGUAUUACCGAAGGCAGGAAAGACUUUUGAAAGGAUUCAGUGAAGCAGACUCAUUUACAGAGCUGGGCAUUGUCCCCGGAAAGUUAACUGAGGAUGAAAAAGAGCAGCUGGAAAAGAGUGAGAGAGUGGCCAUAUAUGCAUCGAACGUGGCAAAUCUUGUGCUUUUCAUUGCGAAAUUGUAUGCUUCAGUAGAGAGCAGAUCGUUAGCUGUAAUAGCAUCAACCCUGGAUUCUCUCUUGGACUUAUUGUCUGGUUUUAUUUUAUGGUUUACUGAUUAUGCAAUGAGAAAGCCAAAUCACUUCCGCUAUCCUAUCGGCAAGCUCCGAAUGCAACCUGUGGGAAUAAUUAUUUUUGCCUCCGUAAUGGCAACUCUUGGAUUACAAGUAUUAUUUGAAUCAGGGAGAGAGCUUCUUGCCAAGGCUCAGCCAGAAAGAGAUCCUUACAAAGAAAAAUGGAUGAUUGGGAUAAUGGUUUCUGUGACAGUAAUAAAAUUUGGAUUGAUGGUAUAUUGUAGAAGAUUUAAGAAUGAGAUUGUGAGGGCAUAUGCCAAAGAUCAUUUGUUUGAUGUCAUUACUAACUCAGUGGGUCUACUCACAGCAGUAUUGGCUAUCAUGUUCUAUUGGUGGAUUGAUCCUCUUGGAGCUAUCAUUAUAGCUUUGUAUACAAUGGGGAACUGGGCAAAUACAGUGGUGGAAAAUAUUUGGUCGUUAGUAGGGAGGACAGCUCCAGCAGAGUAUUUAGCAAAGUUGACAUAUAUAAUAUGGAAUCAUCACAAGGAAAUUAAGCAAAUUGAGACAGUAAGAGCAUACACAUUUGGAUGUGAAUACUAUUUUGUGGAGGCUCACAUUGUGUUACCAGAGGAUAUGUCUCUUAAUCAAGCACAUGAUAUUGGGGAGACUUUAGAACAGAAGCUUGAACAGCUUGUUGAGGUUGAGAGAGCUUUUGUUCAUGUGGAUUUUGAUGCUACUCAUAAGCCUGAGCACAACCCUAAGCUUCCUUGACCAUAUACAUCACCAAGAUUUGCCAGAGAAUAUAUCUUAUUUUUGUGUUUAUUAUUCUUUUGCAUUAGUUUGAACAUCCAUGAUCCAUCCACACCACACCUGAAAGAAGAAAAAAGAACAAAAGGGUAGAAUUUUUUUUUGUUGUACUACAAUAACUGAGUGAACCAUUUGGAGUAAUAUGUUAUUAGCUUGUACUUGAUAGUAUGGAAACAUGUAUCGCAAUUUUAAUUUUUUUAGAAA